This is a messenger RNA of Malurus melanocephalus (red-backed fairy wren), 2429 nucleotides long. It is a transcript of the gene DNAJC30, whose product is annotated as DnaJ heat shock protein family (Hsp40) member C30. NCBI's taxonomy places the organism in Eukaryota, Metazoa, Chordata, Aves, Passeriformes, Maluridae. Bases 57 to 683 code for a protein of 208 amino acids. The transcript has a single exon. The record is from RefSeq and is a predicted model, not a curated record.
GUCAUUUSUCGGUGCGGCGGCGCCCGCGAUGGCGGCGGGCGGGCUCUGAGGCCCCGAUGGAGCCGGCGGCGCUCGGGCGGCUGCGGUGGCUCCUCCCCGCGGCCCCGCGGCCCGGCUGCGGCCCGCCGCCGUCCCGGGCCGUGCAGACGGGUGGCGCUGAAGUCCCGCGGCCACGCCGCAACCUCUACGAGGUGCUGGGUGUCCCGUCCACGGCGACGGCGGCGCAGAUCAAGACGGCGUACUACGAGCAGUCGUUCCGGUACCACCCCGAUCGCAACGCCGGCAGCGCGGCCGCGGCCGCACGCUUCGCCGCCGUCAGCGAGGCUUACCGAGUGCUGGGCAGCGCCGCGCUGCGCCGCAAGUACGACCGCGGGCUGCUGAGCGCCGAGGAGCUGCGCCAUGCGCCCCGGCCCUCGGGCCGCCCUCCCGCCGCYACCCCGCCACCGCCCCGCGCCCCCGCUGCCCGCCAGGGGACCGUCCCGCYGCUCUUCAACUUCGACGCCUUCUACCGUGCGCACUACGGGGAGCAGCUGCAGCGGGAGCAGCUGCUGCGGGCGCGGCGGGAGCAGCUGCGCCUCCGGCGGGAGGAGGCUGCGGCWCAGGGACGCCUUAGGGCCCUCUCCGAUCUCUCGAUCGGACUUUUCUUCUUCCUGGGUCUUGCCAUCCUCUACAGCCUCAAGUGACAGCGGGGCCGCGGUGGRGCUGGGAGUGUGCCCUGCUCCCGCYGUUGGCAGGCACYCUGUAUGUGCURCUCAGGCUGUGGCAUUUCACUCUGCCAGUCUGACCUUCAGGGACGGUGUAUGACCAGCAGGCUCCAUGGGCUGUGACUGAUCCUUCUGCCAGCAUGACCUUCAGACACAUAGCACGCCUGACUGGCACAGGAUGUGACCUCUGCAUGCCCUCUGUGCACUCUGGUCCACAGGCUAGGCUGUGCUGUGCCRCCAGCAUGACCUUGCAGAGAUGGUGCAGGAACUCUGCAGGCUCUGAUGUGCCCCUUCAGCCAAUAUCAUCCGAAGACACAAUGCCUGGCAAGUGAACACGGUUCCUGGAUGCUGGACUGGGAUGUGUCUCCUCCUUUGGCACAGCUGUGUGACCUUGGUGUGYCCCAGGUGCCUGUUGUGAGCCACAGCAGAGAUUAAAGGUUGUCGGAGGUGGUKUGUGCUGUGUGUGUUCAGAACUACACUUACUCAUGUUCAGGUGUGGCUCUGGUUUUUGCUGAUCCCAGACCUGCCACCUCUGUACUGUCACUUCUGCUGGUACUGCAUCUCUGCAGAGCUUUCAGAAUGUUGAUGUCCAAACUGCAUCAUCCUGCUCAGGGUGGUGCAUAUGGAAGUCUUGGCUUCAGAGAUGAAAAAUUAAACCCGAGYCCAUGGUGGCUCAUGUCCUGGUCAGUGUGUGACAUUUCCUGGAGGUGCAGGCAGAACACUUUGGUGUCUGAAGUCCUCUGUCCUGUCUAGGCUUGCCAGGAAUUUUACACCAAUUGCUCCCUCUCAUGCUUUUUGGCCAUGGUGCACCUGUGAGCACCGAGUGCAAUUCUCUGUCUUUUAUGUGUAUCCAAGCAUCAUUUGCACAAGUGUAUUAGCCUAUUUAAAUACUGAAGUGUUUUAAGAACUAAAGAUUGUGUUUCUCAGAAGCUUCUCUCUCCUCGGGUGAAGGUUCACCUGUGCUAUUCUGCUGCUACCUGGAGGCAGAGAAGCUUCAUGUCAGUGGCCUGAGUGUGCCAAAGACUGUGCACCACUGGGUUUGCUGUCAGUGGGGUGUGCAGGAGCCAAACCUUUGUUGCCUCAUAACCCAGAGCCUGGGUUGUGUUUUGUCCCACCACAAGAAUGUUAAAAGUGAAUGCCCUGUGUUYUCCACUGCGGAGUUCUGUGACCCUGAUUGGAGCUUGAGGCAGUGGCACAGCAGGGACCACUGUGUCUGCUGGUUGUGCAGGAUUGCUCUCUGGCUGCUCUUGAAAGCAUUGUGCCACUUCAGCUUCAUACUAGAGGCUGCUGCAUGCUUGGAGUAAAUCCAGCCCAGGGGCAGAGYGUGAGCUUUCCAGGAUCCUCGCUGGCUGCCAGACUAUCCCUUUGCCUGGGAUUGCAGCACUCAAAUGUCAUCGUGGGAGAAACAGGAGCCCGGUGUUCACUGCUCACAGAGGGAAAGUCUGGAGUUGUGGCUCUGGCACUUGCUGAUGCUUUUUCAUGCUCAUCUUUAUUCUGUAAACCACAUCUCUUGAAAGAUCAGAGGUAGCUUUUUUGGCACAAUUUGGCAGGAAACAUUACUUUCCAGGCUGGAAAAGCUAGAGAUGUCCAUAGGAAGCAGUGGGCAGGCACUAGGGAGUGCUCUAGCUCCUCCACAAACAGGUGGUUUGGGCAGUUCCUGCUACUGGUUCUUCCUCCUCAGGUCUCCAUGAUGUAUCAUGAAGAUUAAAAACAUCCAGCCAUAAA